ACGUGUUUGGGACAUUCAUGUACAAUUAUGUUGACAGAUUAAACUUGGAAUACUGUUUUGUCUUGUUUUUUGUAAUAUUGUUAACAGUAGAUUCAGUUUCUGGUCUCCGGGAAACUUGGUAAAGACUUCCAGAAAGAAGGGAGUAAAGAGAAGAAGAAUUUAAUACGGAAAAAAGGAUGACAUUUCCCUAAACCUAGGAGGAAAUAAUAAUAACUUAUCCGGAACCAAGAAACAUUAAUAACAAAUCCCAAAUUAUUAACUUCGGGGAUUUUGCUCUCGGCUUUCAUUUACUAAUUGAUGAUAAAACCGACAGUAACAACUGAACUACAUGUCCCAGCAUGUAUUGCGAGGGGCGGCGUUCGUACGAAGACCUUAUGUGUCACUCGAGCGGCCCCUGCCUUAUUUGAAAAGAAACGUUAACGACGAAAGUCGAUAUUUAGCACCAGAGGCCGAUAUCUGGGCUGCGUCCACGCUUCUGUCGUAGAGGCCCGAGUUUCGUAGAGAACGGGACCACAGCAAUUCUGUGCAGGCACCGCCAUAAGCUUCCCCAGCUCUCUUGGGGGCCCUCCAUGCGCCGGGGAACCCGGGUAGUUGGCCUCCAAGAUGGCUUCGUUGUUGGCGGUAAAUUCGGCUGCUAGCCUCUGGGGUCCAUACAAAGACAUCUGGCAAACAGUGGGAAACGCCAUUUGGAGAAGACAACCUGAAGCUGUCCAUCUUCUUGACCUGAUUUUAAAGAAACACAAACCUGAUUUCAUCUCAUUAUUCAAGAAUCCAGCCAAAAAUGUUCAGCAGCAUGAGAAGGUUCAGAAGGCAAGUACAGAAGGAGUUGCUAUCCAGGGUCAGCAAGGAACUCGACUUCUUCCUGAACAGCUCAUUAGAGAAGCCUUCAUCCUUAGUGACCUCUUUGACAUUGGCGAAUUAGCUGCUGUUGAACUUCUUUUGGCUGGAGAACACCAGCAGCCUCAUUUUCCUGGUCUUACAAGAGGAUUAGUAGCAGUUCUUUUGUACUGGGAUGGAAAGCGAUGCAUUGCAAAUUCUCUCAAAGCCUUGAUACAGUCACGGCGAGGCAAGACAUGGACACUAGAACUAAGUCCCGAGCUGGUUUCCAUGACAACACGUUUUACAGAUGAACUAAUGGAACAAGGAUUGACUCAUAAAAUCCUAACUCUGGUGUCUCAAAUUGAUGUGAAUAAUGAAUUUGAGAAGUUACAGCGGGAAAGAGGCUUGGGCAGUGAAAAGCAUCGCAAAGAGGUUUCAGAUCUUAUCAAAGAAUGCCGCCAGUCUUUGGCAGAAAGCCUAUUUUCCUGGACCUGCCAGUCACCUUUAAGUAAAGAUGAUACUCUGCUCCUUAUCGGCCAUCUAGAAAGAGUCACAGUUGAAGCUUCUGGCUCAUUGGAUAGUGUGAACUUGGCUCUCGUCAUGGCUCUCCUUUAUUGCUUUGAUAUCAGUUUUAUAGAACAGGGUGCAGAGGACCGAGAAGAUAUAAUUCAUCAACUACCACUAUUAACAGAGAGACAGUAUAUUUCAUCAAUUCACUCGCGCCUUCAAGACUCACAGCCUUGGAAACUACCUGGCCUACAAGCCACUGUUAGACUUGCCUGGGCAUUGGCAUUGCGAGGGAUUUCUCAGCUCUCUGAUGUGCCAGCUCUUGCUGAAUUUACAGAAGCCGAUGAAGCAAUGGCAGAGCUUGCAAUUGCAGAUAAUAUCUUCCUUUUCUUAACUGAGUCUGUAGUGGGGUCAGAAAAUUUCUACCAGGAAGAAUUUUAUAUCCGCAGAAUUCAUAAUCUCAUCACAGACUUCCUUGCACUUAUGCCAAUGAAGGUGAAACAGUUGAGAAAUAGAGCAGAUGAAGAUGCUCGAAUGAUUCACAUGAGUUUGCAUAUGGGUAAUGACCUUCCUAUUUCACUUCGGAGAGAUCUGGAACAUCUUAUGCUUUUGAUUGCUGAGCUGUAUAAAAAAAACCCUUUCAAUUUGGAGCUUGCUUUGGAAUAUUGGUGUCCUUCAGAACCUCUCCAGACUUCCACUAUAAUGGGAUCCUAUCUAGGGGUUGCUCAUCAAAGACCCCCUCAACGCCAGGUUGUUUUAUCAAAGUUUGUUAGGCAAAUGGGAGACCUACUUCCUCCUACUAUUUAUAUUCCAUAUCUGAAAAUGCUCCAGGGAUUGGCCAGUGGGCCGCAGUGUGCUCAUUACUGUUUCAGUUUGUUGAAAGUCAAUGGCAGUAGUCAUGCUGAAAACAUUCAAGGAGCGGGUGGCAGUCCUGUGUCUUGGGAACAUUUCUUUCACUCUUUGAUGUUGUAUCAUGAACAUUUAAGGAAAGAUCUCCCAAGUGCAGAUAGUGUCCAGUACCGGCAUCUUCCUUUACGAGGCAUCACCCAGAAAGAGCAGGACGGAUUGAUUGCUUUUUUGCAGCUUACAACUACAAUCAUUACAUGGAGUGAGAAUGCUCGUUUGGCUCUCUGUGAGCAUCCUCAGUGGACUCCUGUGGUUGUCAUCCUGGGACUCCUGCAAUGUAGCAUCCCUCCUAUUUUGAAAGCUGAGUUAUUGAAGACACUUACAGCCUUUGGAAAAUCUCCUGAAAUUGCUGCUUCCCUCUGGCAGUCUUUGGAAUAUACACAGAUAUUACAGACUGUAAGGAUUCCAAGCCAGAGACAAGCAAUUGGCAUUGAGGUUGAACUAAAUGAAAUAGAAUCAAGGUGUGAAGAAUAUCCACUGACAAGGGCCUUUUGUCAGCUUAUUAGCACACUAGUAGAAAGUUCAUUUCCAUCUAACUUGGGGGCUGGACUACGUCCACCUGGCUUUGAUCCAUACUUGCAGUUCCUCAGGGAUUCUGUGUUUCUUCGAUUUCGCACCAGAGCUUAUCGCAGAGCAGCUGAAAAGUGGGAAGUUGCUGAAGUGGUGCUUGAGGUGUUUUAUAAACUGCUCAGAGAUUAUGAACCCCAGAUGGAAGAUUUUGUGGAUCAGUUUGUAGAAUUGCGAGGUGAAGAAAUCAUAGCAUAUAAACCUCCAGGAUUUAGUUUGAUGUAUCAUCUUCUGAAUGAGUCACCAAUGCUGGAACUCUCUCUUAGUUUGUUGGAAGAAGGGGUUAAACAGCUUGAUACCUAUGCACCUUUUCCUGGGAAGAAACAUUUGGAGAGAGCAGUACAGCACUGCCUUGCUCUUCUCAAUUUAACUCUGCAGAAGGAGAAUCUCUUUAUGGAUCUUCUAAGAGAAAGUCAACUGGCUCUAAUAGUCACUCCAUUGGAACAGCUAUUACAAGGCAUCAAUCCCCGAACUAAGAAGGCAGACAAUGUGGUUAACAUUGCCAGGUAUCUGUAUCAUGGCAAUAGUAAUCCUGAGUUGGCUUUCGAAAGUGCCAAGAUCCUCUGCUGUAUCUCUUGCAAUUCUAACAUUCAGAUAAAAUUAGUAGGAGAUUUCACACAUGAUCAGAGUGUAAGCCAGAAGCUGAUGGCUGGAUUUGUGGAAUGUUUGGAUAGUGAAGAUGCAGAGGAAUUCAUUAGUCCAGAAGAGGAAUUAGAACCUGAUAAAAAAUUAGCACGAAUCCGCCAUGAAACAAGAAUCCACAUCUUGAAUCUUCUUAUCACUUCUCUGGAGCGCAAUCCCCCCAACCUUGCCUUGUAUCUUCUGGGCUUUGAAUUGAAGAAACCUGUUAGUACCACGAACCUCCAGGAUCCAGGAGUGUUAGGUUGCCCUCGGACUUGUCUUCAUGCCAUAUUAAAUAUCUUGGAGAAAGGAACAGAAGGGAGAACAGGCCCAAUGGCAGUAAGGGAAUCACCUCAACUUGCAGAACUGUGCUACCAGGUUAUUUAUCAGCUGUGUGCAUGCUCAGAUACAUCUGGUCCAACUAUGAGGUAUUUGAGAACCAGCCAAGAUUUUUUAUUUUCUCAGUUGCAGCAUUUGCCUUUUUCUAACAGAGAAUGUGAAAUAUCCAUGCUGAACCAAAUGUCAUGGCUUAUGAAGACUGCCUCAAUAGAGCUAAGAGUAACUUCUCUUAAUCGCCAGCGCUCUCACACUCAAAGACUUCUGCACCUAUUGCUAGAUGAUAUGCCAGUCAAACCUUACUCAGAUGGUGAAGGAGGAAUAGAAGAUGAAAAUAGAUCUGUCAGUGGAUUCCUUCACUUUGAUACUGCCACAAAAGUACGUCGAAAAAUACUAAGUAUUUUAGAUUCAAUUGACUUCAGUCAGGAGAUUCCUGAGCCUUUGCAGUUGGAUUUCUUUGAUCGUGCUCAGAUUGAGCAAGUCAUUGCUAAUUGUGAACACAAGAAUUUGAGGGGACAAACAGUUUGCAAUGUCAAGCUUCUUCACAGGGUUCUUGUGGCAGAAGUAAAUGCGCUUCAAGGUAUGGCAGCUAUAGGUCAGAGACCUUUACUUAUGGAGGAAAUCAGCACUAUUCUACAAUAUGUUGUGGGCAGAAACAAAUUGUUACAAUGCCUUCAUGCAAAACGACAUGCACUUGAGUCAUGGAGGCAGCUGGUAGAAAUUAUUCUGACUGCUUGUCCUCAGGACCUCAUACAGGCAGAAGAUAGGCAACUGAUUAUUCGUGACCUCUUACAGGAUGUACAUGAUAAGAUAUUGGAUGAUGAUGCAGCCCAAGAAUUAAUGCCAGUUGUGGCAGGGGCCGUGUUUACCCUGACAGCUCAUUUGAGCCAGUCUGUGCGGACAGAACAGAAGCAGCCACAGCCACCGCCCCUCGCUGCUGCUGGGCCUGGGGAAUCCCAGUUUGUUUUGAUGCUUGAUAGUUCUUUCACCUCGCCACCUAUGACAGAGUGCGUGAAUGUGGGGUUUGCUUCUAUUGGAGAUUCCUCACUUCACAUCAUAUUGAAGAAACUCCUAGACUUCAUUUUGAAAACAGGUGGUGGGUUCCAGCGAGUGAGGACACACUUGUAUGGCUCUUUGCUUUAUUAUUUACAGAUGGCCCAGAGACCAGAUGAACCAGACACUUUAGAAGCAGCCAAGAAGACUAUGUGGGAACGACUAACGGCACCUGAAGAUGCUUUCAGUAAAUUGCAGCGAGAAAACAUAGCUAUCAUUGAGAGUUAUGGAGCAGCCCUUAUGGAAGUAGUCUGUCGAGAUGCCUGUGAUGGUCAUGAGAUUGGAAGAAUGUUGGCCCUGGCAUUGCUUGAUCGAAUUGUGUCUGUAGAUAAACAACAGCAGUGGCUCUUGUAUCUCUCUAACAGUGGUUACUUGAAGGUGCUUGUGGACAGUUUGGUAGAAGAUGACCUUACUCUUCAGAGCUUGCUUAGUCCCCAACCUCCUCUUUUGAAAGCUCUCUAUACUUAUGAAUCCAAAAUGGCAUUCUUGACAAGAGUGGCUAAAAUACAACAAGGAGCAUUAGAGCUGCUGAAGUCUGGUGUGAUUGUGAGACUGGCACAGUGUCAAGUCUAUGACAUGCGUCCAGAAAUAGACCAUCAGGGACUGUUUGGCAUAAGAGAACCUCCUGUAUUCAUACCUGCCCCUGUGGACCGAUAUCGCCAGAUUCUUCUUCCUGCUCUCCAAUUGUGCCAGGUCAUCCUCACAUCUAGUAUGGCUCAGCAUCUGCAGGCGGCGGGACAGGUGUUGCAAUUCCUCAUCUCCCACUCUGACACCAUUCAAGCAAUACUGCGUUGUCAGGAUGUCAGCGCGGGGUCCCUGCAAGAGCUAGCCCUCCUCACAGGAAUCAUCAGCAAAGCUGCAUUGCCUGGAGUGCUAAGUGAACUAGAUGUUGAUGUAACUGAAGGGUCUCUGAUGGAGCUACAGGGUCACAUAGGGCGAUUCCAGCGCCAAUGCUUAGGACUACUAAGUCGCUUUGGUGGUUCAGACAGACUACGCCAAUUUAAGUUUCAAGAUGGUGUGGAUGGUGAUAGAAUGAACAAAAGAGAUGAGAUUGAACUGGCUAUGCAACAGAUUUGUGCCAACGUCAUGGAAUAUUGUCAGUCACUCAUGUUACAGAGUUCUCCAACAUUUCAGCAUGCAGUGUGUCUCUUCACCCCCAGUCUUUCUGAAACCAUUAACAGAGAGGGACGACAAGACACUCAAGCUCCAGUAGUUCCGUAUUGGCGUCUGCCUGGCUUAGGCAUUAUUGUCUACUUGCUGAAACAAAGUGCUAAUGAUUUCUUCACUUAUUAUGACAGUCAUCGACAGAAUGUCAACAAACUACAAAAUAUAGAACAGCUUCCCCCAGAUGAGAUAAAAGAGUUGUGCCAAUCAGUAAUGCCAGCUGGAGUUGAUAAAAUCUCCACGUCCCAGAAGUACAUCUUGGGGAGACGGCGUUUGGUGAAGUUGAUCAACAAUCGAGCCAAACUGCUCUCCCUUUGUUCUUAUAUCAUAGAGACCUGCUUAUUUAUUUUUUGGCGCCACUUAGAAUACUAUCUGUUAAGGUGCACUCCCACUGAUUCCCAAGAUUCUCUACUAGCUUCUACAGUUACAUUUAAAAGUAGGAGGUUACAAGAUGCUUUCACUUCAGAGACAAAUUUGGAUUUCAGAAGUGGGUUGACUCGAGUGAGCCAGCAUGAUAUAGAGCAGCUUCAGAUUGAAGCCAUUAAUGUCUUUGGUGAAUCACUGCAAAAGAAGCUUCUGGAUAUUGAAGGAUUAUACUCCAAAGUUCGAUCCCGCUAUUGUUUCAUACAAGCACUUGUCAGGCGCAUCCGUGGUUUAUUAAGGCUGUCAAGAGGCUGAAAGACUCUUUGUAUUCCUUUCUUCCUGAACAGAUGGAAUGGGGCAGGGGGAGGGGGGACAUUCUUAAUUUCAGUUUUAUAGACCAGUUUAUUUCUAAAUUAUGGCCAAAAAUAUUUUCAUACUUUUUUUCUUAUACAAAAAGGUUUUCUGCAUAAUUCCCGCCUUGAUUCCCCAUCAGUAAAAAUAAAAAUUAAAAGAAUAAAGUUUUUUUUUAAACAAA
Molecule: messenger RNA, 6871 nt
Organism: Antechinus flavipes (yellow-footed antechinus)
Lineage: Eukaryota; Metazoa; Chordata; Mammalia; Dasyuromorphia; Dasyuridae
Gene: NUP205
Product: nucleoporin 205
Exons: 43
Coding region: 604-6651 (2015 amino acids)
Biological process (GO): nuclear pore organization
Cellular component (GO): nuclear pore; nuclear pore inner ring
Molecular function (GO): structural constituent of nuclear pore
Source: RefSeq, a predicted model, not a curated record